AUGUCGGUACCUCCCGAGAUCAUCCGCGUCAAGCGGAAAAGGGACGAUGAUAGUAUCCCUGUCGCCUUCCUCCAGCUUGAUGAGGCAACCAAGAGGCACUGUAGUGGCAAUUGGGUCUACCAGAGACGGGUCGUACAGGCAACUUACGACAUCCGGCCAGUAAUCCAUUCCACUAAGCCUGAGGAUGUUACUGGAAUCGAGAAACAGGAUUCCUCUAUGGAAGGGGUUCCUGAGGGAGCUGCAGAGCAACGCCAGUUUUUCAUGUCCAAGUCGUCGUUCCUUUCAGUCCAAGCAGUGGGGCAGAUUUCUGCCAGGAAGAGACGCCAGGGAACAGCGGUGUUUGUUGAACGAGAACCAAAGAAAACCCGCCCAACUUCACUACCAAGCGGUGAUGCCCUCAUUGGCACAGGUACUACUAGUGGUUCACUACAGCAACCCCUUCCCACAAAGGCAACUGCCUCAAUCCUCCCCCAAGAAACUCAACAUGUGUUUGCAUCAAUUCAGCCACAGGCCAGCCAGGAGGAAAUGGGUCCAGCCAAGGGAGGCCUCGAGUCUGCCGCAGCCGAGGAGCCAAGGAAAUUCAAGCGAGCGGGAAGAAUGGUCCGGGAUCACCCUCGACCUGCAGGAGGAAGUAUAGCCGCUGCGGCACCACUUCCAGAGUACCAUGACAAUAUGGAAAAACUUGCGUCUGAGAUGGGGGCAUGGACCAUGGAUGAGAUUCAGAGGAACCUCGACAAGUUGGAGGGUAAGAGCAGCCGCGCUCAGCCAUCUACCCCCUUGCAGGAGCAGCGUCAAGGGCUGGUCGAAAAGAAAGCUGUUUCGCGCUCAACCCUGAGCUUGAGACCUAAGGUGCCUGCUCAGCGGUACGCGGAGCGCCAUCCGGAAGCGAUGGCUCCAGUAGGCCCCCCAACCGCUUCCGAUGGUGCUGCUGUUGGCAAGAAGAUCGACGCCUCCUUGGAUACGGAGAUGGACGUGGAUGGUGAUUGGAUAGAAGAAAUUUACCAACGCGUCCCCGCCUCCAAAUUGGACGCCACUGUACCCCGUAGCAAUGUUGGCGUCAUUGUCUUCGAGGAUGAGAAGGAGCAGCAGUUCUUCUACGGAUCGGGCGAGGGAGACUCGGACGCCGAGAUGUGGCAGGACGAAGAGGAUGAGAACGCUGAGGAUUACUAUGGUGCCGAUUACCCCGAGGACGAAGUCGAUCCCGAUGAUGAGUUCGAUCGAAAUCCGUACAGGUUCCGAACCGGAAACGCCUCUGACGACGAGGAGUUCGACCUUCACGACUACAACGAGGAAGACGACGAAUUUAAUGAGUUCGCCGAUGAUGAGAACGAUACUGACGCGCACAUCAUGGCAGGCGAGGAUCCCGCGGUUGCGGCUCGCAAGAUUCGGCAUUUUUUGAAAAGGCACGGGGACGGUCACCUCUACUGA
Messenger RNA from Scedosporium apiospermum, 1428 nucleotides. RefSeq lists its product as uncharacterized. Gene Ontology annotation, biological process: protein import into nucleus. The coding region runs from base 1 to 1428 and encodes 475 amino acids. Gene Ontology annotation, cellular component: cytoplasm. Lineage: Eukaryota; Fungi; Ascomycota; Sordariomycetes; Microascales; Microascaceae. The record is from RefSeq and is a predicted model, not a curated record. The transcript has 3 exons.